This is a messenger RNA of Solanum pennellii, 1979 nucleotides long. RefSeq names its product WUSCHEL-related homeobox 9-like. The coding region runs from base 647 to 1723 and encodes 358 amino acids. Gene Ontology annotation, molecular function: DNA-binding transcription factor activity; DNA binding. Lineage: Eukaryota; Viridiplantae; Streptophyta; Magnoliopsida; Solanales; Solanaceae. The transcript has 4 exons. The record is from RefSeq and is a predicted model, not a curated record. Gene Ontology annotation, biological process: regulation of developmental process.
UCCACCUCUCUCCAUUAAUACUCCCUUUCUUUUCUUCAUAUAUACAAACCCCAAAAAGACAUCAAAACUCAAAAAAUAUGUAAAACAAAGAGACAAUUUCAUCAGACUUCUGAAGAUAUUAAACAUCACAAUUUUUAUUGUAUUUUUCUCUCUCUUUUAUUUUGAAUUUAAGAGCUUUCACUGUCUUUCACUCUGAUGAAGAUUCUAAUAUAAGCCCCAUCAUGUGCUUCUUUCAAUGUUCUCUUUGUUUUCUCUUCAAAUUGAACUAAUUGGGCUUUUUGUUACAUUGAGUAGUGAACAAGUAUUUUCAGUCUGAAAUAUAAUAAUUUUGUGAACCAAGUUAUAAUUAUAAGGGUAUGGGCCAUGUACUAGAUCUCUAGUCUAUCUUUUUCACUUUACAUUUAAUUUCAUUUCUAUUUUUGUUUAUCAUUGAACAGGUGAUUCUUGUUUUGGGUUUUGUCUUUUUUAUUCCUACAAUUUGUUUUCUUUUUAAUCUAAAAAAAAAAAGAGAGUAGUAGGUAUGGAGUCUAUAUCUAUAUAAGAAGUGUGUUAGGGUUGUUUAUAGACUACCAAAAAAAAAAAAAAAAAGCUUAAAGAGAGUUACCUUUUUUUUUUCCUUCUUAUUUGUUCUUCAUCCUCAUCAAAUAUGGCUUCAUCAAAUAGACACUGGCCUAGUAUGUUUAAAUCCAAACCUUGCAAUUCUCACCAUCACCAAUGGCAACAUGACAUCAACUCUUCUAUCAUUCAACAAAGACCUCCAUGCAAUCCAGAAGAGCGAAGUCCAGAGCCAAAGCCUAGAUGGAAUCCAAGACCUGAGCAAAUUCGUAUACUUGAAGCAAUCUUUAAUUCAGGCAUGGUGAAUCCACCAAGGGAUGAGAUAAGGAAAAUCCGAGCUAAACUUCAAGAAUAUGGACAAGUAGGUGAUGCUAAUGUGUUUUACUGGUUUCAAAACAGGAAAUCAAGAAGUAAACACAAACAACGUCAUUUACAAGCUAAAGCUCAACAACAACAACAACAUAAUAAUAACAAUAAUUCGUCUCAUCAACCUAUUAUUACUUCAUCUUCAUCAUCUUCUGAUAAAUCUUCACCAAAUUCGUUGACUUUCUCAAUUGGUACCUCCAAUGUUAUGGACUUGCUCAAUUCUCCUACUUCUUCAGUGAACCAACAAAACUAUAACGAGUUCCUGUCUAACGAGCAGCCUUUCUUUUUCACUGUACAACCACCAGCAGUAGUACCAACUCAUGAUCACUCCGCUAUGUCACAAGGGUUUUGCUUCCAGGAUUCAUCUACUUUUUCUCCUCAUUCUUCUUCUUCUGGACUUCUUCUUAAUGAAUGGAUGGGGAUAAGUACUACUAAUUCAAAGAAAGAUGAAAAUGACAAAAUCAAUUUGCAGUCACAGCUCAUGACUUAUACACUUACUUCAACUGUUUCUCCUCUUGCUACUACCACUAUUCCCACCAUUAGUCACAUUCAAGGGGUUACUGUGGAUCCUAAUGAUGGGGGUCCCACAAGAUCGACAGUGUUUAUCAACGACGUUGCUUUUGAGGUUGGGAUAGGACCGUUUAACGUGAGGGAAGUGUUCGGUGAAGAUGCGGUGCUUAUACAUUCAUCUGGUGAACCACUUAUUACUAAUGAAUGGGGUAUCACAAUUCAGCCACUACAGCAUGGUGCAUUUUACUACUUGCUUCGCACGUCAAGUAUUGCAUCGACUCAUCAUAUAUAACGGAGACAUAAUUGAUUUGAUUUGUUGAUGUUGAAGAAGAAAAAGAUGUUUGGUGUUGUGUUUUGUUUCAUUGUCUCUUGAAGAAAAGAAGGAAGGGGGGGGGGGGGUUUAAUUAGUUUAAUUUGUAGUGUUAAUUAGUAUGUUACUUUAAGGGACAUUUUAGUUAUUACAGAAAUCUAAUUAAGUCCUUAGUCAAUGUGUACUAUGUUUCAUUUUUUAUGAUGAAAUGAAACUAACAUAUUAUUAUAUUAUAAUA